Molecule: messenger RNA, 1391 nt
Organism: Bactrocera tryoni
Lineage: Eukaryota; Metazoa; Arthropoda; Insecta; Diptera; Tephritidae
Product: saccharopine dehydrogenase-like oxidoreductase
Exons: 7
Coding region: 1-1272 (423 amino acids)
Biological process (GO): glycolipid biosynthetic process
Cellular component (GO): mitochondrion; lipid droplet; plasma membrane
Source: RefSeq, a predicted model, not a curated record
AUGCCUGUGAAAUUAGACGCAAUUAUUUUUGGCGCAACCGGCUUUACUGGCCAAAUUGCGGUGGAAAAGGCACCAGAAGUGCUGCAGGGUCUCACUUGGGGUGUGGCAGGUCGUAAUAAGAGCAAGCUGGAGAAUGUGCUGAGCACUGCGGGUCAGAAAAUUGGCAAAGAUCUCAGCGCCGUGCCGAUUAUAUUGGCCGAUGUGGACGAUCGCCCAUCGAUCGAGGCGAUGGCAGCAAAAUGCAAGGUCGUUAUCAAUUGUUGUGGCCCAUAUCGUUUCUACGGCGAAGUGGUUGUGAAGGCCUGCAUUGAAGCCGGCACUCAUCAUGUGGAUAUUAGCGGAGAGCCGCAAUAUAUCAAGGGCAUGCGUUUGAAGUAUCAUGACUUGGCGCAAAAGCAGCACACUUAUGUAAUAUCUACUUGCGCUUUUGAUAGUAUACCUGCUGAAAUGGGUGUAGUGCAUGCAGAAAAAAAUUUCCCAGGUACUGUGAACACAUGCGAAUUGUUUUGGGAGAACAUACUCGAUUAUCGCGACAAAACCUCUAAAGCUGUGCUACAUGCCGGCACUUGGGAGAGCGCCGUACAUGCAUUUGCUAAUUCCGGUGAAGUGAAAACAUUGAAGCGUCUACUGGAGACGGAGAAGUUGCCAGAUUUACGGCCAAAGCUAAAGUACUGGCCAUUCGCGCGCAAAGUUGAAUUUCUCGAUCGAUAUUUCUUCCCCAUACACGCCGCUGAUCGUGAUAUCGUGAUGGAUACUCAGCGCCUGCGCUAUCUGAAUGAAAAUAAGCGCCCAAUACAGUUCGAAAAUUAUAUUGGUUUCCGCUCCCUAUGGACGACCAUUUUGACACAAAUGUUGUUAAUAUUCACCGUUAUAAUGGCGCAAAUUCCCGGUUUACGUCAAAUACUAUUAAAAAAUCCGAAAUUCUUCACCAGAGGUCUUAUGUCACACGAAGGCCCCGUCGAGGUAAAUCGUGCUGCACAACGCUUUCAAAUGACAUUCCGCACUAGAGGCUGGACCGAAGGUCAGCGAUUGACUGAGGAGCCGAAACAAGAGCUUUUGACGCGACUCUCAAGUUUCGAUCCGUUUUAUGGCAUGACAUGUUUGUCGGUCUUGGCUACAGCCAAAAUUGUACUCAAGGAGCACGAUAAAAUGCCAAACGAUGGUGGUGUCAUUCCGCCCGGUUAUGCCUUUGCCAACACAAGUCUCAUUGAAGAGUUGGGUCGCCAGAAGAAUGGCUUGAAAUUCGAAGUAUUGAAGUUGGAACAACAAUGAUUUUAUAAAGCAGAUAUUUGCACUUAACUUGGGUUUUGGAAGUUAUAUAUUUUCUUGUAAUAUUUUUAAAUCUGUUUGAAACAUACUUUUUGCAACAAAAAUGCUCUAAUAAAAAUUGU